AAUAGGCACUCGUUUCAAGAUCUGAUGCAGUUGUCUUUGUGCGACGGUCCCGCUAGAGUAUGAAUUUUAACCCCUUGGAAUAUAUGUUGUAAUCCUUCGGAGACUCGCCGUGCAGCGCAAAACCAAAAACAAAUUGUAGCAGUUGAAAAGUCAGUGAACUUUCUAACAAGAACACACGGUAUACUGUGACCCCGAGGGAGAGAAGCCAUGGCCGAACAUCUCAUGAUGUCCAUGAACCAUGGGCCGUCGGGCGGGGGCCUGCACGCGUACAGGAUGGGGAUGAACGGCAUGCAGGGGGCCCCCCAGCAGCACGCGCCCCAGCCCGGCAUGCGCGGCCUCCCCAAUGGCCAGAUGAUGCACUACGGGGGCGGCCCCCAGGGCGGCAUGGAGGCCGCCAUGAGGCAGCGGCCCGGCAUGGUGGUGGGCCUAAACGGCCAGAUGAACGGGGGCCAGAUGGGUCACCACCACCACCAGAUGGCCGGCAACAUGAUGUACAAUGGCCAGAACCAGCAGCACCAUCCACAACAGCAGCAGCAACAGCAGCAUCACCUGCACCAGCAACACCAGCAGCAGCAGCAGGGGCAGCCCCAGGGCCAGUACCUGAGCGGGGGGCUCACCUCCCAGCAGCUGAUGGCCAGCAUGCACUUGCAGAAACUCAACACCCAGUACCACGGACACCCGCUUGUGCCCGUCAACGGGAACCACGUGGGGAACGGGCCCCAGUACCGGGUGGGCUCGGCCCAGCUGGCGGGCAUGCCGCAUAUGGCGGGACCGGCCCUGGGCCUGAACGGCAUGGACGCGGACUUGGUGGACGAGGAUGUGCUGACGUCGCUGGUGAUGGAGCUGGGCCUGGACCGCGUGCAGGAGCUGCCCGAGCUCUUCCUGGGCCAGAACGAGUUCGACUUCCUCUCGGACUUUGUGAGCAAACAGCAGCCGAGCACAGUGAGCUGCUGAGAGACCACGGGCGGAAGAGCCGGGGGGGGUGCCGGGGGUGGGGGGGCCACCGUCAAGAGAACUGCCAAUCGGCUGCAGGACACGAGCGAAAGACGACAAUCUUUCUGUUUUGCGCAUGCGUUGCGUGUGUGUAUGUGUGUAUGCAUAGGGAUGUACAUAUACACAGACACACUCUCAUCCGUACCAAUGAUUUAACUACACUGAACCAACGAGAGAGAGAAGCUUUGCCCUGGAUUGCCACGACGCAGCUGGUGGAAUCUCAGUUUUUCGCUGGUACCCACAUCGCGGUUCUGCGAGGUGACGGGCGUAUCGGUCGUGUCUGCCCUUUCCUGCCCCUCUGAACACGAUGGGUUGAAUGUAACUGCCCUCCCGCGGGAUUCGGAAAGCCACUCGGAACAAUGUACAGAAGCUGUACCCAACACCCGGGACGAUUAGGUUCUACAGCAGUUUUAAACAGAUGUAUUUAUUUAUUCCCCUUUUUACCAUGCUUGUGGACAUUGAACUUCGUAGAAAACUGGUGAAGGUGUCCUCCUAAACUCGAAGGGUUGGAGGGGGGUGGUAUGUAUCAGGCAUGGAGGAGGAGGGGGGGUCUUGAAACUGGGGUCUUUCUACUUUUUGAAUGAGGGCCUGGUGCUUGAAAACCAGUCCCUAUGAGAUGCUUUUAUCCCCAGGAAUCUUGGGUUUUGGCCUUGCAGGGAGCCGAAAUAAAGUCUGGGAAGAAUAGUGUGGCUGGCAGGAGACAUUUAAGUCCUGCGGCUCAGAUGCAGUUGAUGUGAGGAUGAAUUUUGUCUCAAUGCCUCCUAAGGAGAAUAUGAAAGACCCCAGUAAGAGCCCUCCCAUUGUCCCACAUCAUCAAUGCUACAGACACCACUUUCGGUUUCAUGACAUUUCUGGUGUAUUUGAAUGAGUUAACCCUAAUCUGUGUCAAUAUUACUUUGCUUAAGAUGGCAAUACUGCAGUUUGUAUGUCUCCCAUGCCAACUAUAGAUUUCUGCCUGUAUUGGUGUCAGUUAGUGCUUGAUCAGACUCUUCUCUUUAGAUGCCAGAUCCAAAAAAACUAUCACUGGAAUGAACUCGUCCUGUGACGGAAGAAUUGAGGCUCAGUGUCAAACCAAUCUGAGCUGUAGAACUGCCUUAACAAAGCAGAUUUUAUUUAUUAUUGCUUUAAAUUUUACUCUUUAUUUUUUUUUUUUGGUCAGGGCUGAAUGGGAAGAUUUGUGACUGGGUUCUGAAAUACAAUAAAGAUGGCCUGGUCAUAAUCACGGCCUGCUUUGACA
This is a messenger RNA of Megalops cyprinoides (Indo-Pacific tarpon), 2230 nucleotides long. RefSeq names its product Cbp/p300-interacting transactivator, with Glu/Asp-rich carboxy-terminal domain, 4b (gene cited4b). The record is from RefSeq and is a predicted model, not a curated record. Lineage: Eukaryota; Metazoa; Chordata; Actinopteri; Elopiformes; Megalopidae. Gene Ontology annotation, biological process: regulation of DNA-templated transcription. Bases 208 to 954 code for a protein of 248 amino acids. The transcript is spliced from 2 exons. Gene Ontology annotation, cellular component: nucleus.